Dunckerocampus dactyliophorus (ringed pipefish) is the source of this 1703-nucleotide messenger RNA. It is a transcript of the gene tp53, whose product is annotated as tumor protein p53. Lineage: Eukaryota; Metazoa; Chordata; Actinopteri; Syngnathiformes; Syngnathidae. The coding region runs from base 191 to 1351 and encodes 386 amino acids. The transcript is spliced from 10 exons. The record is from RefSeq and is a predicted model, not a curated record. Gene Ontology annotation, biological process: apoptotic process; protein tetramerization; regulation of transcription by RNA polymerase II. Gene Ontology annotation, cellular component: nucleus. Gene Ontology annotation, molecular function: RNA polymerase II cis-regulatory region sequence-specific DNA binding; DNA-binding transcription factor activity, RNA polymerase II-specific.
GGAGGCGAUUGCCUUUCCUCCAUGUUUUGACUAUUGUGGGAUUCCCCCAAAAACAACAACGCGUGCAACUUUUUCUCUCCAAAUAUUUUGGCGGGUUUUCACCAUUUCCAUCGACUAAAAGUAAAAUAUUCACAUCACGUCAGCACUCUGAGGGGAAUAGCAGUAUUCCUCCUCCUUCAUUCUCAUCAAGAUGGAGGAAUCAUCUUUGCCUCUGUCUCUGAGCCCGACGUUCCAGAUGAGCCAGAAAUCCUUCCAGCAGUUGUGGGAGAGUGUGGAAACGCCGUCCAUUUCCAGCAUUCCCACUGAGGACAACCCCUCUGCCUUCACGUGGAAGACUGAACCGGACAUCCAGUUAACGCAGCUUCUCGAUGACGGAGCCCUCACUGACAAUUUUGAUGAAAACCUCUUCGAUGUGGUCCCUGAGAUGGUGGUGCCGCCGGCAGCGGCACCCUCCACCGGCCCCACCGUCCCGGUCACCACCGACUGUCCCGGAGAUUACGGCUUCCAGCUUCGUUUCCAGAAGUCGGGCACUGCCAAGUCGGUCACUUCCACAUUUUCCGAGAUGCUGAACAAGCUGUACUGCCAGCUGGCCAAGACCACCCCCGUGGAGGUGCUGGUAACCAAGGAGCCUCCAGCGGGGGCCAUCCUCAGGGCUACGGCCGUCUACAAGAAGACGGAGCAUGUGGCCGACGUGGUCCGCAGAUGUCCCCACCACCAGAACCAGGAUGCAACAGAGCAUAGCAGCCAUUUGAUUCGAGUGGAAGGCAGCCAGAGGGCUCUGUAUUUUGAGGACGCCCACACCAAGAGACACAGCGUAACCGUCCCCUAUGAACAACCCCAGCUGGGGUCCGAGAUGACCACUAUCCUGCUGAGCUUCAUGUGCAACAGCUCCUGCAUGGGGGGCAUGAACCGUAGACCCAUCCUUACCAUCCUGACCCUGGAGACCCCUGAUGGGUUUGUUUUGGGCCGGAGGUGCUUUGAGGUGCGUGUUUGUGCGUGUCCUGGCCGGGACCGCAAAACUGAAGAGGAGAAUGCCGCCAAGAUGGAGAACGGGACCAAAGAAACCAAAAAACGAAAGAGUGCCUCAGGCCCCGCUGCCCCCGCCACCACUGUCGCCCCCCUGAAGAAGCCCAGGGCUGCCUCCAGUGCCGACGAGGAGGACAAAGAAAUAUAUCACCUUGAAAUUCGUGGACGCGAGCGUUACGAAUUUUUGAAGAAAGUCAACGAUGGCCUGGAGCUGUUGGACAAGCAAGGCAAAUCCAAGUCACCUGUGGCGGUGAAAACUGAAGUCCCACUGCCUUCCACCGGGAAACGCCUCUUGCUGAAAGAACCACGUAGUGACACAGAGUAACAAAAUAACCGAUGGGCUAAAUUCAUCACUCAAAAAAAGCUAAAAAAAAAUUAUAACUGUUAUUUUUGAUAUUUUUGUUUUUCGUCGACCAAAUCAUGUGUUAAAUCAAAUGUACAUUCCUUUUUUAACUGCAUGAGUGGAUUUUUUUUAGUAUAGUUUAGUUUAGUAUAGUUUCCCAUUAACACAGUGAAAUAUUGAUGUACUACGUGCACUCGGCUUUUUAACAGCUUUUCAUGAUUUUGUAUAAGGACGUGACAUCUACACAAUAAAAAAUGGUCUUUUGUUAUUAUACUGUUUAUUUUCUUGAAUGCCAUUGGGAGGUGAAGAGACACGUGUAAAACUCAUUAAGACG